UUCUUCUUCUUCUUUUUUUUCCUUUUGGUUUCAACCUUCGUGAGAAAACAUGUUCUCACUGGUUAAAGAUAGGCCACUGAGGUUUGACAGCUGGCGGCUCGGCGCAUGCGCAGACCGCGCGCAUAGAGGAAGCGACACAGCGCGAGCAGCAGCAACGGACGAGCUGGAUCCGCUCGCGCGCAGCUGAUUUCUCUCCUGACACGAUCAUGUCGGUCUCGGCGUCGGCAGAUUCCCGCCGGUGUCCGUCUCCCGGAGCCUGAAUGGCGUUAGUAACCGUGCAGAGGUCGCCCACUCCGAGCGCGACAUCCAGCCCGUGCGUUUCGGAGUCCGGCAGCGGGGAGGAUGAUCGCCGAUCUCACCCCAGAAGCAUUAGCGAGAGCUUCUUAACAGUGAAAGGCGCCGCGCUCUUCCUCCCAAGGGGAAAUGGCUCCUCCUCAUCGUCCAUCUGCUCCUCGCAGAUCACAGGGCUGCGUAGCAAACAUGCAGGAGAUCUUCAGCAGCACCUUCAGACCAUGUUCACUCUGCUGCGGCCGGAGGACAACAUCCGUCUGGCGGUGCGGUUGGAAAGCGUGCACCCUCAAUGCACACGCUACAUGGUUGUAGUGACCACAAAUGGACGGCAGGACACAGAGGAGAGCGUGGUGCUGGGCAUGGACUUCAGCCCCUUGGACAGUUCCUGUUCAAUAGGCCUGGUGCUUCCUCUCUGGAGUGACACACUAAUCCAUUUGGAUGGAGACGGGGGGUUCAGCGUGUCCACGGAUAACAGGAUCCACGUUUUCAAGCCCGUCUCAGUCCAGGCCAUGUGGUCGGCUCUGCAGUCUCUGCACAAGGCAUGCGAGGUAGCUCGCUGUCAUAACUACUUUCCCGGCAGCCUCUUCCUGACCUGGGUCAGCUACUACCAGAGCCGCAUGUCGUCGGACCAGGUCCACAUCAACGAGUGGAACGCCAUGCAGGACGUGCAGUCGCACCGCGCCGACUCACCCGUGCUCUUUUCUGACGUGCCAACGGAGCGAGAGAGAACGGAGCGGCUGAUCAAGACACGUCUACGAGAGAUCAUGACGCAGAAAGAUCUGGAGAAUGUCACCUCUAAAGAUAUCCGCACAGAACUGGAAAUGCAGAUGGGGUGUACCUUGCGAGAGUUUAAAGAGUUCAUCGAUAACGAGAUCAUUGUCAUCCUGGGGCAGAUGGACAGCCCUACUGAGAUCUUUGAGCAUGUGUACCUGGGUUCUGAAUGGAAUGCGUCCAACCUGGAAGAGCUACAGAACAGCGGGGUUCAGUACAUCCUCAACGUGACACGGGAGAUCGAUAACUUCUUCCCCGGUCUGUUCGAAUACCACAACAUCCGCGUGUACGAUGAAGAGGCCACGGAUUUGCUCGCGUAUUGGAACGACACGUACAAAUUCAUCUCCAGAGCCAAGAAAGCAGGAGCCAAGUGUCUGGUGCACUGUAAGAUGGGCGUGAGCCGCUCGGCCUCCACCGUGAUAGCGUACGCCAUGAAGGAGUACGGCUGGGACCUGGAGCAAGCCUUCGACUACGUCAAAGAGCGCCGUGCCGUGACCAAACCCAACCCCUCGUUUAUGAGGCAGCUAGAGGAGUACCAGGGCAUCCUGUUGGCCAGCAGGCAGAGGCACAACAAACUGUGGCGUUCCCAUUCGGACAGCAAUCUGUCCGAGCUCCACGAGCCGCUUGUCAAAGCUCCUGGGGCGCAGUCGCUGGGCCGUUCCAAUCCCCGCAACCAGAGCCAGGCGUCUCCGUCUCUGCAGGAGCUUCUCCAGACUCUCACUCCUUCCUCAGCCCCUGCAGGAGAAAAAAAGGGCCGCGCGCACGAGGCGCCUGUUGCAAAUGGGCUCGGAAACUCAGAAGAGAGCCUCACCGCCGAGGAGCCCCCUAAACCCCGAGCAGCUACAGUAGUGCCUGGUGCCCGACCCACUUCAGCGCCCAUAAACAUGCCAGAAUCAGUCCCGGUGAGCCGGCCUCAUCCACCCGCUGCUCUUCAUCACCCCACCUCAUCGCCCACGCUCCACCCAGAUGCAGAGGCCAAACCAGUCAGCCACAAGCAGCCAGAUGUGUGUUCCCCUAACAAAACAGGGUGUGUUAGAAGUAGAACCCCCGAGCCAAGCAGACCUGCCCCAAACUCUUCCUCCACCUCCUCAGCUGCAGGGCAGCACACACAGGUGCCUGAACUUAGGCAAAAAUUCAGCCAGCAAGUGCCUGACGCAGACAUGAACUCCGCAGGGCUAGGUCACGCCAAGGACGAUAACCACCACCAACACCCCAGUGCCACAAUACAGGAAGCGGGCCUUUCUGCUUCCCCUCCGUCAGAUCUCAGCUCUGACCGCAUCGAUUUCUUCAGUGCCAGAGAGAAAUUCCUCGGCCUCUCUCAGGAGGCUCAGAGCCGUGGGAGUUCUGAGCAGGUGGUGCAACAGAACCCGCGAGAUAAAAGCCCAAACCAGGAGCAGAAGCUCACGUUUCCUGAGCACGCCGUUAAAAGGGAAGAGGAACAGAAAAAGGAGACCAGCAGUGUUUUGGUUUAUAACACAGUCUCAGAAAUGGAAUCCACAAGGCCCAGCACAACUCCUCCUCCUUCUCCUGCCAGCCAACCUGAUCUCAGUAGCUUAAAGGAGGAGAAGGAGGAGGAGGAAGUCAAAAACUCACCGCAAGAGGAGAACGUGGAGCUCAAAGAAGCCCUCCAAGGCGACUGGACAAAGGGUACGGUGCGGCGAGCCACCAGGCAGCUAGAACAGAAGAUGAAGCAAGACGUUCCCUCGUCAACGCUGCUAUCAGGUGCUCUCGGCUCUCCCACACAGCGUUCCGUCGGUAGCACCAGCACCAAUGACAGAACCGAGAACACUUCACCUCAUUCAGACCUCUUCCCCGGUUUGAGCACUGUGCCAGCCCACCACCAUCGGCCUGAGGAAACGGCUGAGACAAAAACAGUGGAAGAGGAACCUUUACCUGUAGAGGAAGCAAUGGGAAAAGGGUGCAACAUAAGACUCAGGGAAGAAGAGCUUGGACACACUGGAUUUCUAGAGACAGACAUGAGCCUCUUACACUUGAAGCAAAGCCUUUCCACUCCAUCCAGUUCGUCUUCAAAUGCCGUUUUUAAGUUAAGGGGUGUCACGGAGGAGGAGACAAGCACCGAAUGCCUUUUACAAGACCACCUGAGGGAGAUGUUGGAGACCCUGAGACAGCUCGGUGCAUUCCUUUGCCAGGUAAGCAGCACAUCAGACAAGAGGCCGAGCCACCCUUGGUCUGGGAAAGAACAGAAAAGAGGGUGGGUUGUUCAAGAACGAGCCAAAGAGGUAGAGGCAAGAAUGCGUCAUGCCGGUCUGACCCCGCCCUCGCUGAUCAAGAGAUCGGCCUCCCUGGCUAAGCUAGGCUCCCUCGACCUGUCAGCUAACGACCUGAGCAAACUGGAGCGGAGUCCCGUGUCUUCAUUCCCAAGCACUGUAAAGCCACGCCCUCACUCUUUUACUGAUGAUACCUCAAAAAAGAAGCGCAUUCUACCCAGACGGACACCCUCCCUCCCUCCGUCUUGCACACCUCGCCUCCCUUUAGCUGGAUCACACUUGGAUAAAAGGUUGGAAAACUGCCAGUCUGGAGAAGUAGAGCACUCGGUCCCCAUGCCACUGCCAGUCUCACCAUCGUCUAACGAAUGCUGUGGGGAAAGAAAGGUCCCAGAUUCAGCAUACACUCCAGUGCCGGCGCCUGCCUUAAUAUCAGUGGCGACACGGCAACAGUAUGGUAGGACUCAUCCCUUGAUGAGGCUUCAAAAACGACCCACGAACUCCUACUAUCACACCAUGUGACCCAGGCUGUUGUUUUCCUCAUGUGUUUGUGCUGUGUGCAUGUGUUCUCUCUCUCUUUUUCUCUUUCUCCACACAUACCUCAGUGGGCCUUAUAAAAACCAGAAAUAAUACAAAACUGCCAGGUGGCUUUUGGAGCCAGUGAUCAGAUAUACAGUAAGAAGCACAAAGCUAGCAAUUAGAGAAGUUACUGGUUUUUGUGAUGGGGUUGAUGGGGCAAUUUUAAUCCCGGAUCCAUCAGCAAUGAAUAGAAAUUCUGGUUUAAAAAAAAGAAAAAAGUUUGAUCCUCACUUUGCACAAUAUCUGUCAAAUGGUUUAUUACACACAAGUGAUAAAUUUAGAGUUUCCUCUUAGCCUGCAGCUGCGUUCUGCAGAAUGAUCUUGAACUGAAAUAGAUUCUCAAUUGUCUGGGGAUUUUGUGUGUGUGUGUGUGCGCGAUUUAAAGAGACACGGAUGAAUAAAUGUUAAAACACCAUUCAGAUAUGUAUGUAAUGUAAAUGAAAGCAAAGUUGUUAUGGAUGUCUGAUUAGUGUGCAUGUUAAGCUCAGUUAAGAAUGGAACAAGUCCUGUGGUACGUAGAAUGUAGAUCUCUGGGGCUUAGUGGAUGUAUGUAUAGAUUCAUUUUUAAUGGAUGUGUAUGACUGUAUAUGUAAAUGUAUGUGUGCACCUAUUUUUUCCCCGUGUUCAAAUCUUAAGUGCAGUUUCUCCUUUUUUUUAGUAAUAUAUAAGCAAAUGCGGGGAAGUUUUUAAAAUGCACUUUAUCUUUUUUAUUAUGUUUUACAUUUUUUAAUCUGUGGUUUGUAAUCUGGACGCAUGCUGGCUGAGUGUGUAUUUAAGGUGGCCUGUAUGAUGCAACGUGCAAUUUUGUCUUUUUUUUCCUGUUCCUUGUAAAACUGGAUUUUCUUUUUAAUCUACUUAAACUGUGACAAUUAAAGAACGUUUAAGGAAAAACAAAUACCUGCGAUUCUGUCACAUUAGAU
This is a messenger RNA of Clarias gariepinus (North African catfish), 4786 nucleotides long. It is a transcript of the gene ssh2b, whose product is annotated as slingshot protein phosphatase 2b. Gene Ontology annotation, biological process: actin cytoskeleton organization; protein dephosphorylation; negative regulation of actin filament polymerization. The record is from RefSeq and is a predicted model, not a curated record. Bases 261 to 3809 code for a protein of 1182 amino acids. Gene Ontology annotation, cellular component: cytoplasm. Gene Ontology annotation, molecular function: actin binding; protein tyrosine/serine/threonine phosphatase activity. The transcript has 15 exons. NCBI's taxonomy places the organism in Eukaryota, Metazoa, Chordata, Actinopteri, Siluriformes, Clariidae.